This is a messenger RNA of Musa acuminata AAA Group (dessert banana), 2007 nucleotides long. RefSeq lists its product as uncharacterized. The record is from RefSeq and is a predicted model, not a curated record. Bases 533 to 1726 code for a protein of 397 amino acids. NCBI's taxonomy places the organism in Eukaryota, Viridiplantae, Streptophyta, Magnoliopsida, Zingiberales, Musaceae. The transcript has 3 exons.
CUGAAUUGUGACCAAAACAGCCUAUCUCUGGAGCGAAACAACACGCUGUUUUCCCACAAUACGCGGCCUCGGCCCCAAAAAUAAGCGUCGUAAUCCCUUUCCGAUCGUCUUCGGUCAGUCCCCGAUCGUUAUCUUCCAUUUUGCUCGAUCUGUUUCGGGUCCUGGGCACACAAGAAUGUGCAAAAAAUCCGAUCUUUCUGUGUCUUUUGCUUGGAAUCCAGCUGCUCCUCUAGUCUCCCUGCCCAAAUCUCAAAUUGAAGAUUGAUUGGGUGAAAAGUUCGUGUUCUUAUUUGAUUUCGCGUUUCAAAGUUGGAAUUUUUUUUUCCUUUUUUCUUUUGCCUGUCGCGGUAUGCUUGGAGCUGCUAAAGAUCGUUUCUUGAGUGGUCGUUAGGCUUUUUGUGGUUAAAAGGGUAUCUUCCUCGAAACACUGGUGAUCACCGAAGAUUUUUGAGAGAAUGAUUGUUCGUAUUCGUUAUCACUUUUGAUCGUUCAAUCUGGCACGAGGAAGGCUGAGUUAUAUUAUACUGGCAUCAUGAAGUUCAAAGAAGGCGAUAGGGUGGAGGUGUUGAGAAGUAAAGAGGAGCAGUAUGGUUCUUGGUUUCCUGCUAAAAUUACCUCGCUAAAUGGAUACACAUAUACUGUAAGAUAUGAGUUGUUUCAUAGUUCCGAAGGGAAGCCUGUGGUCGAAACAGUGCAUGAGGGGGACGUUAGGCCUUCCCCACCGCCACAGGAUCGCAGAGAGCUUCGUUUGGUUAUUGGUGGCAUAGCUGAGGUGCUUGAUCUCUGCUCUUGGAGAGUUGGGAAGGUCAUGAAAGUCAUAAAAGAAGAUCGCAUUGUGAUCAAACUCUUUGGUUCCAUCCAACUUCAAGAACACAGUGUGUCUGACCUAAGAGUUCCACAAGCUUGGCAGAACAACCAAUGGCUUAUGAUUGACAUGGGAAUCAAAGGGAAGCAAUUUGGCUAUGAUUACAUCCCAUCUAGCUCCAAUUCUGCAAGAAAAUUGGAUUGUGGUGCAAGUCAAGGCAUUGACAAACAAGCUUCACCUGGACAGAGAUGUAAGCAAAAGCGUGCCAGCUGCAAUUCGCCUAUCAAAGCUGGGAAGAGGAAUCUCAACUCUCACUGUGGCUUCUCUCCUGUUAAUUUAGUUGGAGGAACCAAACGGAAAAGGAAAUCCAGCGCAGACAAAUCAAAUAAGUUAUCUACAAGAUCACUGCCUAAAAAGGUAGAUUGUGUCUCUUUCUCGAAAGAUAUAGUUGCUGAGCAUUUCCUGCACAAAUCCAAUAAAGAUCGAACCACCACAUUUCCUCAGAUGAAUGCUGACAAGGGGUUCACUAACAAUCAUGUCGUGAAUUCAUCUUCAAUACCUUUAGCAGUCACCGAAGAGGAUAUUGAAUGCUCUGUUGCUAGUUGUAGUGGUAAUGAGUAUCCAGGAUAUAGUUAUCAAAAUCUCAGAGAACACCGUAAAGAUACUGCAUUGGAUAGUUUUGAUGAUGCCAUAUCAUCAUGCCCAAUAGAAGGGAAAGAGUAUCAAAGCAAAUCUGGAGAUGAAUUAGCUGCCAAUGUCCAUGAAUUAGAGCUACAAGCAUACCAAUAUACUAUGCAAGCUUUGCAUGCCUCUGGUCCCUUGAGUUGGGAGCAGGAAUCACUUCUAACAAAUCUUCGUCUCUCUCUCAAUAUAUCUAAUGAAGAACAUUUACUUCAUCUGAGGCACCUGUUAUCUGCUUAAGUUCUCUGUUCAGGAUCAUAGAAUUCGUAGGUACGUCUUAAACUUCUGUGAAGAUCAUUUCCAGAACUGGCAUUUAGAUAGUUUCAAUCUGUUUAUAGUGAACGGUUAUACUGUCGAUAAGAAUGCUGGAGUUUCUGGAAAGCAGUUCUUUUCUAGACUCUUGUUGUAACAUAUAUGUAGAUAUUUUUUUUAUCUAGCAUUAAGCGCUGGUUCUUGCAAUAAGCUGAUAUUUUCUGUUUCUAAAGUGGAAUUUAAUGCAGAGCAAUUUGUGUUGCUUUUGA